GAAGAGGAAUCGAUGGAGAGCUCGAGCGGCUCCUCCGGUGCCGACUCGCUUCUUCCGAUCCCUAACCCUAUCGCUCGAAGGGCGAAGAAGAGGAGCAAGAAAAAGGGGGCCGAGGCGAUGGGGAUGGAGGCCGCGUGGCCGCGGAGGAGCCGGCCGGGCGGCGGAGUUACCCUAGAGGGGUACAUGGAGACGGCGGAGGGCGCCGAUCCAGUGUCGGAUGGCGCCGUAGGGGUCGGGAGGACGAGGAGCCUCACCGACGAUGACUUGGACGAGCUAAAGGGGUGCUUGGACCUCGGAUUCGGCUUCAGCUACGAGGAGAUCCCCGAGCUCUGCGGGACCUUGCCGGCGUUGGAGCUCUGCUACUCGAUGAGCCGGUCGUUGGAGGUGACCGAUGAGGCGUCCUCGUCAGCGCAGAGCAGCGCUCAGCCUCCCGUUGCCAAUUGGAGAAUCUCCCGUCCUGGCGAUGAUCCUGAAGAAGUUAAAGCGAGAUUGAAAUAUUGGGCUCAAGCAGUGGCAUGUACUGUCAAAUUGUGUUGCUGAUAGAACAUGGAAAAAUUCUUUAAUCUAUUUCAAUCCGAGCAAAUUCUCUCAUCAAUUCUGCUUGAGAUGAGCCAACUUUGCAUAUAAAUCAGCAGAUGAAGCAGGAGGAAGAAGACUAACAGAACUGGUCAUGAAAAAUCUUCUUCACCAAUCAUGUUUUGUUUCAUGUUCUAUCGACAUUAUGAAUAAUGAAUCAUAUUUUUGCUGCAUUUGAGAUGAA
Molecule: messenger RNA, 760 nt
Organism: Zingiber officinale
Lineage: Eukaryota; Viridiplantae; Streptophyta; Magnoliopsida; Zingiberales; Zingiberaceae
Exons: 2
Coding region: 13-540 (175 amino acids)
Source: RefSeq, a predicted model, not a curated record